Molecule: messenger RNA, 1431 nt
Organism: Necator americanus (New World hookworm)
Lineage: Eukaryota; Metazoa; Nematoda; Chromadorea; Rhabditida; Ancylostomatidae
Exons: 13
Coding region: 1-1431 (476 amino acids)
Source: RefSeq, a predicted model, not a curated record
AUGGCUGGAGCUAUUCAAGCGAUAUCGUACAGCCCAUUGAUGGGCUUUCUAUAUGUGUUCAAUUUAAUUGUCGGAACUGGAGCAUUAGCGUUACCGAAAGCAUUUCAGGGAGCAGGCUAUAUACUAAGUAUAGUUAUACUCUCGAUUUCAUGCUUAGUAAGCUACAUAUCUGCCACAUUCGUAAUCGAAGCUCUCUCCAUAGGGAAUGCAGCACAGAAACGGCAACAUGUAGCAACCACGGAAAGCAAGUCCUCAGAUGAUCCUACUGUCUUCGAAAUUAAAGAUAAGAUCGAAGUGAGUCAAAUGGCGACAAUGUUCCUAAGUCGAGCUGGUGUCAUAUUCAGCUAUUUGGCAUUGGAUAUUUACUUAUUUGGUGAUCUUGCUAUAUAUUCGACGACAGUACCGAAAUCUUUAAUGAAUAUUAUAUGUGCACCAUUAAAUUCUUCGGUUACACCAGUGCACGAAGAUCUAUGUCGUCAUGGAUGGCCAGGAUUCUUUACUCGUUUUACGGUAUAUCGACUUUGUGUUGUUCUAUUCAUAUCGGUUACGGUUCCUAUGGUUAUCAUUGGUAUAACAAGGACAAAAUAUUUACAGUUAGCCACAUCACUUUCAAGAUGGACAGCGUUCAUUCUCAUGAUUAUAUUGGCUAUUGUACAAAUAUCAAAUGAAGGACCAGCAAGAGUUCCUCCAGCAGUAGAUAUUCAUGGAUUUGGUUCACUAUUUGGAGUUACUGUGUAUUCGUUUAUGUGUCAUCAUAGUAUACCGUCACUUGUUACACCUAUGAGCUCGAAAUCUCAUGUGUUCUGUAGACUAUUAUUCGUCUAUUUAAUGGUUAUGUCCUUCUAUCUUACACUUUCUAUGACUGGUUCAUUCGCCUUCGUUGAAGUAUUGGAUGUCUAUACAUUGAACUUCUUCAAUGAUAGCCUUACAUCAGUGUUUAACAUUAUUGUCAACUAUUUCCUGGCACUAUUCCCUGUAUUCACUAUAACAACAAAUUAUCCGAUUGUCGGUGCUACAUUGGUAAACAAUGUUCGCGUACUACGAGAUCUUAUAUUCUCGGCAAAUUCAAAGGUUUAUGCGGAAGAUCAAACGGAGAAAGCGAAGAAAAGAAAUACCUCUUUCAUUUUGCUGUCCGAUAUUCUUAUCUAUGUGACAAUGUUGGGACUGCCGACAGUGAUCAGCAUAAUAACGGAUGAUAUGUUACUGUUAGCUACAGUGACAGGAUCAUAUCCAGGUGUUGGCGUACAAUUCCUGAUUCCAUGUUUGCUGGUGAUGUACGCUCGUAAUUAUGCGAAAAAAGAGCUCAACUCCCCGGUUCCACAAAAAUACGCCAGUCCUUUCGGAUCCAGAUAUUGGCCGUAUGUACUCUUUAUCUGGGCGGCAUUCUCUAUCGUUAUGGUCACACUUAAUUUGAUUGGUGUUAAAUUUUAG